GUGGUGCCUCGUGGCCUCUGUUCGAAGCACCUCUCCUCCAGAGCCUGGGCUGCGACUGUGCGUUGGGCGGCCGUGAGGCCGAGAAGCAUGCGCGCCCGGGGCGCGGGCUGCCCCGCCAAGCUGCUGGCCAUGGGCUGGCUGCUCCUGGUGGGCCUGCAGGCCUCGCAGGCAGCGAAUGUCACCGCGAUCCAGGAACCCGGCGGCGUGGCCCGGGAGGGCGAGGGCGAGAGCGAUACUGAUGAGGAGGCCGAGAACGACACCGAUGUGCCAGAGAACGAGGCCCCGGCCGAGGCCGAGGAAGAGGUUCAGAACAGAACAGUAGUCAAAGAAGUAGAAUUCGGAAUGUGCACAGUCACAUGUGGUGUUGGUAUCAGAGAAGUUAUUCUAACCAAUGGAUGCCCUGGAGGAGAAUCCAAGUGUAUAGUUCGUGUGGAAGAAUGCCGUGGACCUGUUGACUGUGGCUGGGGAAAACCAAUUUCUGAAAAUCUUGAAAAUGUUAGACUAUCGUGUGUUCAUAUAUCUCCUGUAAAUCGUUUCAAAUAUAUGUGGAAGCUUCUAAAGUCAGACCAACAACCUGUGAUACUUGCAAAUGAUUCAGCAGUCCUAGAAGUACAAAGAGAACUUCAUCCCAUGGCUUUCGAGUGUGACACCCUGGAUAAUAAUGAAAUAGUAGCAUCUAUUAGGUUCACAGUCUAUACAACAACUGAACUGCAGAUGAGAAGAAUAAGCAGACCAGACACUGAUGCAGUUUUAGUUUUUGUGCUGACCAUAGGAGUCAUUAUCUGCAUAUUUGUGAUCUUCGUAUUGAUCUUCAUCAUCAUAAAUUGGGCGGCAGUAAAAUCCUUCUGGGGGGCGAAAGCCUCAACUACUGAGAUGCACUCUGAGCUGAGUUCUAUGAGGUACAAAGAUUCAACUUCUCUUGAGCAGUCACCAGCAGAUAUACCUGUACAUGAAGAUGAUGCUUUAAGCGAAUGGAAUGAAUGAUGUAUGGAUGACAUAUGAGAAACCAAAGACAAUUAGAGCAUAUCAGAUUCAUUAUUAUAAAAAUAAAAUAUAUACUGAAAUACUUCAA
This is a messenger RNA of Phodopus roborovskii (desert hamster), 1072 nucleotides long. RefSeq names its product sperm acrosome membrane-associated protein 1. Bases 88 to 984 code for a protein of 298 amino acids. The record is from RefSeq and is a predicted model, not a curated record. Gene Ontology annotation, cellular component: acrosomal membrane. NCBI's taxonomy places the organism in Eukaryota, Metazoa, Chordata, Mammalia, Rodentia, Cricetidae. The transcript has 7 exons. Gene Ontology annotation, biological process: acrosome assembly.